Messenger RNA from Puccinia graminis f. sp. tritici CRL 75-36-700-3, 1109 nucleotides. RefSeq lists its product as uncharacterized. Bases 1 to 1041 code for a protein of 346 amino acids. The record is from RefSeq and is a predicted model, not a curated record. Gene Ontology annotation, biological process: retrograde vesicle-mediated transport, Golgi to endoplasmic reticulum. The transcript is spliced from 3 exons. NCBI's taxonomy places the organism in Eukaryota, Fungi, Basidiomycota, Pucciniomycetes, Pucciniales, Pucciniaceae.
AUGACGGACGAAAACUCAAACCAAACAGCCGAUGCAGCAGCACCCUCCCCGGCUAGAUUGAGGGCCGAAGCCCGGAAGCAGAAGAUUCUCUCAAAAGGAAAUGAUCGACUGGCUAAGAUCACUGGGGCAAUGAAAAGUAGCCACACCUACCCUCAUUCAGAAACCGAAAAGGUCUCAACUGAACCACCAGACGUGGAUAUCUCCAAAUUAGAUUCAACCGAUGUACCACCGAACUCUUCAAGUGCGGCCAGCAAGCAUCCCUCAUCAUCAGCCAGCAUGAACCAGAAGAAGAGCCUAACAGAACAACCGACAAGACCACUGCGCCCAGAUCCGUCGAUCAAUUCCUCGAUCCCACCCAACGCAUCAGACCCAAUGCUGCAGAUGAUGAAGGCGAUGGGACUAGAGCUGCCCAACCCGGGCAGCCUGCCUUCCGAUCAGAUGUUUAGUGCUGAGGGAGGUGCCCCGAACCCGAUGAUGCAGCAAGCGUUUGCCGGCUUGAGUGGGAUGCAGAUGGCCAACCAGGGAGCGAGAGAGAAGACAUGGGUCGACCGUAUCUUCCCCCUACUCAAUCUGCUCACAGUCGUCGGCCUGGUCGUCUCGGCUGUUCUGUGGUGGAAUCCGCUGUCGAACUAUUGGAGGCUGCUCCAAGGAUCCGGCUCAAUAGCCGAUGGCUCGAAGGUCGAUCUGAAGGCGGAAUGGGAGGCGCUCUAUCCCUCCGGCUCCACUCCUGCAGUCCGUCAAGCUCUCGGACCCGCCCCGGUGUUUUGGAUGUUUGUGACGAUCGAGCUGGCUCUCCAGGCUACCAGAUGGAUGUUUAACUGGGGAUCUGGAUCGCCCCCGGGCUUGCUCGAUACCCUCAUACUUUCCUUGCCGAGACCGUACUCGACUCUGGCAUCGACGGCGAUGAAGUACUUUGCGAUCACCAGCAGCUUGAUCGACGACCUUUGCCUCUUGAUCUUUGGCGUCGGCUGUGCGGUUCUUUGGCUCGAGUGGAAAGAUCUGACCGACCAUAGUCUGUUUAGUUUGUUCCAGCCUAAUUAAGACCUUUUGUGUAUUCUUACUGCCUUACGCGUACAUCCCUUGGGAAAAAACACACACAUUCACACACA